This is a messenger RNA of Podospora anserina S mat+, 1650 nucleotides long. RefSeq lists its product as uncharacterized. The record is from RefSeq and is a predicted model, not a curated record. The coding region runs from base 1 to 1650 and encodes 549 amino acids. Lineage: Eukaryota; Fungi; Ascomycota; Sordariomycetes; Sordariales; Podosporaceae. Gene Ontology annotation, molecular function: sterol binding. Gene Ontology annotation, cellular component: cytosol; membrane; cortical endoplasmic reticulum. The transcript is spliced from 8 exons.
AUGGGACUCGUCUCCGGGCGCCGAAGGGCAACCUCUAAUGCUAGCAGCCGAGGAUCCUCUGUCGACGGAUCAGACCCUAUCGAAGAUGAUACCCUCGUAGUCGAGCCCGAUCAGGGCAACGUCCUUUCCCACAUCAUAUCCCAGUUGAGACCUGGUGCCGAUCUGAGUAGAGUCGUUCUGCCUACCUUCAUCUUGGAGCCCCGUUCCAUGCUGGAAAGGAUCACAAACUUUAUGUGCCAUCCCGAAAUGCUGCUGCCGAUUCCUCAGAUUGAAGAUCCGGUCGAAAGAUUUUUAGGCGUUGUCAAAUUCUACCUGAGCGGCUGGCACAUUCGCCCUCCUGGUGUCAAGAAGCCUUUGAAUCCCAUUCUGGGCGAGAUUUUCUCGUGCUACUGGGACUUCCCCGACAACACCAGAGCGUACUACAUUUCUGAGCAAACCUCUCACCAUCCUCCAAAGUCGAGCUACUUUUAUAUGGUACCUGGUCACCACAUUCGGGUGGAUGGGACGCUAAAACCCAGGAGCAAAUUCCUGGGUAACUCCGCCGCUAGCAUGAUGGAAGGCAUUGCCAUCUUGACCCUCCAAAAUCGCGGCAAGGAUCCUACCAAGGGAGAAAGAUACAUCCUCACCCAGCCGAACAUGUACGCAAGAGGUAUUCUCUUUGGUAAAAUGAAAUAUGAGCUGGGAGAUCACAGUUAUGUGAGAUGUCCAGAGACCGGCCUUGUUGCCGACAUUGAGUUCAAGACCAAGGGCUGGGUCAGCGGCACGUAUAAUGCCAUUGGUGGAACGGUGAAAAAUGAGGAAACGGGCGAGGUGCUCUAUGAGCUUUCAGGACUGUGGAGCGAAGAGAUGUUUCUCAGAAACGUCAAGAUGUUCUUCAACGCCACGAAGUCAAAGCAUAGUCCCCCUCUGAGCCGACCGCUUGAGGAACAAGAAGAACGAGAAUCUCAAAGGCUGUGGGCUAAGACUGCCCAAGCAGUCAAAGAACGUAACCAUGAGCUGGCAACCGACGAAAAGACGAAAAUCGAGGAGACCCAGCGCGAAGAGGCUGCUUUGAGAGCAAAUGAGGGUGUCGAAUGGCACCCCAGACUGUUUAGGAGAGUUAGAGGCGGUCCUGGCGGAUCCGAGGAAGGCGAGGAAGAUCUCGAGUGGAUUAUCAAUGCUCAAAUAGACGGAAAGACACCAGAGAAGCAGGCGGCCCAGAUCAUGGCCAUCUAUCCAAUCAUCCCAGGCCAAAAAUGUGAGAAAAGGAUCGUGAUACCACCAAGAGCAUCAUUUUCUGAGUCACGCCCUCAGACAGCCCACAGCAAUGACAGCAAUCUCAUCAAUCUCAACAAUGACGGACCAUCAGCCGAUGACAGCAGAGCACCGGCCCUGACCCCGACCCUACCAACCAAGAUUUCGGAAGAUUCUAUGUCCACGAAAGCAAGCAGUGUUUCAUUGGAACAAAUUCAAGGGGAGAAGCCUCCCUUGGACCCCAACCAUCGCAGUACAGCAGAGAUUCAGACAAUGUUGGCUGCAACAGGCGACAAGGCUAAGGCCGGGCCGCUAAUUGACUUCCACGACGACAUGAAGAAGGCCUUGCCUGCGAAUCCCAAGCGAGCCGACACAGAAGACUCACAAGAUGACGUCUUUGUUGACGCCCAGGGGUAA